This is a messenger RNA of Hydra vulgaris (swiftwater hydra), 4611 nucleotides long. RefSeq lists its product as uncharacterized. NCBI's taxonomy places the organism in Eukaryota, Metazoa, Cnidaria, Hydrozoa, Anthoathecata, Hydridae. Gene Ontology annotation, molecular function: protein binding. The record is from RefSeq and is a predicted model, not a curated record.
AUUUAUAACUUACAUCUUAUUAGUUUUUAAAUAUAAAAUGUCGCAAUGGAGAGGAUCCUAUUCAAAUGAUGAGAGAAGCACAUUCAAUCAAAAUCAACGUGGAGGAAGUGGGUUUGGUAUUGCACCCUUAAUGAGGCCAGUUUCACCUGCAACUAGAGGUAGUUUUUAUGGAGGUGCUAAUAGUUGGAGCACCCCUCAAGCACCCCGAUCUCAAAUAAACAAUCAAAAUAAUGCCAGAUCUCAAUCAGUUAAUAGAGGUGCAUAUAGAACACCAGGUAGAGGGGAAGUAAUUCGAAUGGGGCCAUCUAAACCAUUGCCCACAAAAGCAAAUGAAUUAAAUGCUGAUGACAUAAAAAAUACAACUGCAGCUCCUGAAAUCAAAAAAGAAGAUUUAGUUGUAAAGUCGAAUGAUAUGAAAAAAGACCCAUUAGCUUUAAGAAAUCAAGAAGUUGAUAAAAAAGAAGAGAAGAAAUUUGAGCCGAUGGAAGAUAUAAAGCCAAUAGUUGAAACUCGAAAAGAAAAUCCAAGAAUUACACUUGAUUCAUACAAUAGUGAACUUCAUGUUCAAAUUGAAGAGAACGGUUUUGUUGGAUCAAUAAUGAGGGGUGAAGGUUUUGAAUAUAUGUGGGGAGGUGUUCGUGCAAGUCAUGGUGUAAUUAAGGGCAAGGUCUGCUUUGAAGUGCACCUUCUAGAAGAGCUUAAAGUGAAUAUUGCAGACGAAAAUGACUUGUAUGUUUCACGUGUUGGUUGGAGCAUUGAUGGUUCUGAUUACCAACUUGGUGAAGAUAAGUUUUCAUGGGGUUAUGGUGGGACUGCUAAGUCUUCCAAUGAAUGCAAAUUUCGUGACUAUGGAAAACGUUUUGGAGUUGGAGACACAGUUACUUGCUAUGUUGAUUUAGAUGCUUCUCCAAAAGCUAUAUUCUAUAUGGUAAAUGGUGAAUAUCUUGGAGUAGCAUUUCGAUUUACAAAUGAGCUUACAAAGUCCCAAGCUUUGUUUCCACAUAUUGCUUGUAAAAAUAUGAAAUUUCGUGUAAAUUUUGGUGCUCAACCUCCUAAGUUCCCUUUAACUAAUGGUUUUGUUUUGAUUCAGCAUGCAUCUGAGUUGAUUAGCCCUCCUCCAGGACCAACUAAACCAGAAGAAGCUGAAAUAAUUAUGAUGGUUGGUCUUCCUGGAAGUGGUAAAUCCUACUGGUGUGAAAAAUAUGCUAGUGAUCAUAAGGAAAAAAAAUACUACAUUUUGGGCACUAAUUUUAUUAUUGAUAGAAUGAAAGUAUCAAAUUUGGGAAAAAAACGAAAUUAUCAUGGUCGUUGGGAAGAGCUUAUUAAGCGAGCAUCUGCUAUUUUAAACAAGUUGUUUGAUGUAGCCAAAACAAGACCCAGGAACUACAUACUUGAUCAAACUAAUGUGUAUUUUACAGCAAGACGCAGAAAAAUGGAAUCAUUUCGUGGCUACAAACGCAUUGCAGCUGUACUCAUCAAUAAACCAGCAGUCCUUUCAGACAGAAUUGAAAAGCAAAAAAAAAUUGAAGGAAAAUUUAUACCAGAUGAAGCUGUUCUUGAAAUGAAAAAAAAUUUUACACUUCCAGAAGUUGGUCCAUCAUUUGAUGAUGUUUGGUAUAUUGAGGAGACUAUGCCAAUGGCCAGAGAAUUAGUAGAAAAUUAUCGAAAAGAGGGUGACCUUAAACAUGGAGUUAAAAGAUCUUUUCCUGAUAAAGAUGAUGGAAGAGUUAUUGAUGAUAAAAAGCCACGAACAGCGCCUGGUAAUCUUGCUCCUGUUGCUUUUGGACAACAUAAUAAAGAACUUCCAGACUCCAUACAUAAUAGAAAUAACAUUGGGUUUCAAAGUGAUAGACUUGCUCCCAAACCUUUGACAGAAGUUGAACGUUCUCAAAUAUCUCCCAGAUCAGAAACCAGAAGUCGUUCAACAAGUUUAAAAAGGUCUGAAAGGCAACUAGAUGUGACUCAUGAAAGAAUUAAUAGUAGAGAUCGCGGUAGAGAUAUUAAAGAUGAGCGCAAUGAAAGAGACGCCUUUAGAAGAGAUGAUCGCAGAGAACCUUUAUACAGGGAAUCUGCACCAAAAGAAGAUCGCAGGCAUAUAGCAUCUAAGGAUGCAUGGUCUGAUUAUACAAAAGGUGAAGGACGUGAAUUACCUGUACAAGUUGAUAAAAGGGAUAUAUUACCUAGAGACUACAGAAGAGACAUAGUGAUGAGGGAUGAUCAAGGAGUUAAUUCACAAAGAUUAAGGGAUGCAAGUGAAAGAAAUGACAAGAGAGAUCUCUUUACAAGAUCUGAUAAUGAAAGCUCUUUCUAUAGAAAUGAUAAUCAAGGUUCAUUAUACAGAGGUGAUAGAAUUAACACAUUUGACAAUCAAAGAGAUAGAUUAUCUAAAGAGCAUGACAUUUCCUUUAAUGAUCAAAGUAAGGAUUUGCGUGAUUCUAGAAAUGAUGAUUAUAAUGGAAUGCCAGGUGCAUACAGAGAUGUCAUGAGAGAUUCAGUUUUAUCUAAUCGUGAGCGUCUUAGAGGCAGUUUCCCAUCACAAGCUGCAUAUGAGUCGUAUCUUAGGGAAAAUACUCCUUAUUCAACUAAUAAUGAAUAUCAAGACAAUGUAUUUAGAGAACGCGAUCAUGAAAGUCAUAGAGAGUAUCUGGGUAGAGAAACUCGAGAUCCUUAUAAUAGGGAUAUGUAUUCUAUUCAAGAAAGAGAUUUGUCUCAAAGAAGACAAGAUUAUCCAGUUAAUCAGCAUGGAAGUGUUUAUGAUGGACCUGUACAUCUUAAAAAUGACCUUAAAAGGCGCCCCGAAGAAACAAUUGCUCCGUUAAUGUCAAGGGAAGAAUAUAGAAAGUUGCCAAACUCAGCAACAUAUAAUCAAAGAGUAGCAGAAGCAGAUGUUGCUGCAAACUUUAGAGACGAACGAUAUACCGAUGGUAGAGUGGCUGAUUAUCGUGAUGUACAAAGAUCUUCUUUAUUCCAAGACCCUAAAGUUUAUCCUAAAAGCCAAAGCAAUCUUCAGAACUAUGAUUAUGUUGGUGGAAGCAAGUCUGAAGAUUACUCUAAACAGUCUCAAUUUAGUGAUAUAAGGUACAGUGAUGCUGCAGUUGCCUCAAGAAAAGACCCUUAUACUGCUUUAAAUGAUCAACCGUUGCGCAAAGUACAAGAUUCAAGUUUAUUAGAUCCUGAAAGAGAUCAGUACUUUGAUCAAGCUAAUUCAUUACAGAAAUAUGCAAGUAGUAGACCUUAUGAUAAGCAAGAUAAAGAUUUAGGUGGAAAAUAUUCUUAUCAAGCAUAUGAAUCUAAAUCAAAAGAUGAUGGACUAAGAGCUGGUUUGAAACCAUCAUCUUACUAUGAUCAGGUUGGUCAUAAUAUACAUGACCCUAAACUUUACCCAGAAAUGUCUAGAAAUGAUUAUUUAGUUUCAAAUGUCAAAGGUUAUUCCCUCAAUGAUGAAUAUGAUAGAAGUUAUUUAGACAAUCGUGGUAUUCGAAACAACAAAUCAGAUAAUAAUCUUAGUGACCAACCCUAUAGUAGAGAUUAUCCUGAUGUAAAAACUGUAGAUAUUCAAAGGCGUGUAGAUUCAAGGUGGAAUGAAAGAAGUGGAAUUCAGGAUGAUUCUUCAAUGCAACUGAAAUCUCGACAGGGACAUGUCCAAGAUUCUUUGCCAUCUAAAUACCAGUCUGAUGUUAACGCUAGAGAAAGCUUAUACAAAAGGCCUCCAACAGAGAGAUAUGAAACUUCAAACGUAUCUUUGUCUUCUUAUACUGUAACUCAUGCUAGAGAGGAUUUACGAGAUAAACAAUUACGAAACGAAAAUGUUCGAUAUAGUUCUGACUUAGAUUACCAUAAAGAUCAGCAGGGUCAAAAACAAAUUCACAAACCAUUAAAUGAUGCUUCAGCAUCUCAGAGCUAUCAAACACAGAUGACAACUUCUACUGCUAAUUAUCAGCCUGUGAAAUAUGUUGGAACAUCUUUAUCUUCCCAAAAUUAUCGUGAGCAAAGUUUUAUGAAACCAAAUGAAUCAUUAAAUCAGUCAGCAUAUAAUCAGUAUAUACCCCAAGCUAACGCAUUAUCUACAAGUAUGCCCCAAAAACCUAAUACAGAAGCAUUACCAGGAAGUCAGAGCUAUGAACAACAGCAGCAGGAUUAUCAAAAAGCUUAUAGUCAAUGGUAUGCCAAUUAUGCUCAAGCAUUUGCUCAAUUGGCACAGCAGAACGUAAAAUAAACUUAGUUAUUAAGCGAUUAAACAUUUAUGAAAGUCAUAUAAGUAGAUGAGACAUCUAGUGCAUUUUUAUUCAUAUAUUAAUUUUUAUAUGAUUUUAAUUACUGGAUAUAUUAUUUCCUUCUUUAAAAAAUAGUAGUAUGCUUUAAAGCUUUUUUAUAUUAUUGCAUUUUAAACAAUAUGAAACAAUAAAGAGAUAUAGAAAUUAUUCUUUGUUAAAGUUUGCAAAUUUUGAUUUUUAUAACCAUUUGUUUAAUUAAAAACAUUUGCAAAGAUUACUUUGAAAUAAAAUAAGUGUUAUUUGUUUGUAAGCAUAUAUUUAUUUAAUUCUUUUUAUUUGAUAUUGUUUUCAAUGUACAAGCUAUAAUAUUUGGUUAAUAAAAGUGUACUGAUAGUAA